CUAGAUGGUCUUGCUGCUUUCCGAGCUUUUCUGAAGUCUGAGUACUGCGAAGAGAACAUUGAGUUCUGGUUGGCCUGUGAGGACUUCAAGAAAACCAAGUCACCCCAGAAGCUGACAUUGAAAGCAAAAAAAAUCUACAAUGACUUCAUUGAAAAGGAGGCUCCCAAAGAGAUAAACAUAGACUUCCAAACCAAGAACAUGAUUGCACAGAAUAUUCAGGAAGCCACGCAUACCUGCUUCAGUGCAGCGCAGAAGAGAGUUUACAGCUUAAUGGAGAAUAACUCGUACCCACGGUUUUUGGAAUCCGAAUUCUACCAGGAGCUGUGCAAGAAGACACCCAUCACCAGAACAGCCCAGGGUACAUGA
Molecule: messenger RNA, 366 nt
Organism: Phaethon lepturus (White-tailed tropicbird)
Lineage: Eukaryota; Metazoa; Chordata; Aves; Phaethontiformes; Phaethontidae
Gene: RGS2
Product: regulator of G-protein signaling 2
Exons: 2
Source: RefSeq, a predicted model, not a curated record